Messenger RNA from Myotis daubentonii (Daubenton's bat), 774 nucleotides. Its product is annotated as transmembrane epididymal protein 1-like. Lineage: Eukaryota; Metazoa; Chordata; Mammalia; Chiroptera; Vespertilionidae. The record is from RefSeq and is a predicted model, not a curated record.
AUGGGAGGCUUUGAGGGUCAUCUGUACCCAGGCCUGUCCCUCUUCCUCUACGGACUUUAUCACGCACGACUCGUUUUCAGGGCCUUGAUAUGCAACAACCCCGUUCAGUAUCUCCCACGCUGUCCCUGGAGCAAAGGCAGAUGGGCCAGGCUGCAGCAAAUAUACUAUGUCGGCUUGGUGAAGAUACUGAGCGCCUGCAUUUUAGUGGCCCAAGAGCUGCAUAGCAUUCCUGGACAGUUUGUAUUCAUCAGCAAGAUAUAUCACCAGAGGAACUUUUUGUACCGCAAGCAGUGGCAGCAUUUCACUCUGUAUAUGACCUUCUUCCUGAGUGGGUGUGUCGAUGUGGUGAGCCAGAACCUGCUGCCCCAGAGGUGCGCUGCUCUGGAGCAAAGUGCGCAAGUCCUGGGCAUGUUCCUGCUUCUGCCCCUGAUGGUGUCUCACAUACAGGACUCAGAAGGCGUGGAGCUGCAGUCGCACAUCCUGCUCAUCCAGGUCAUCUUCCUGCUGACACUCGUGGCCAUUGCAGAAUUCUGGGCUCCCAACGUGCUGCAGCUCUGGGUGUUGAAGGCCUUUUUGUAUAUGAUUCUAGGCUCUUGGCUGAUGCAGAUAGGCUUUAUGCUGUACAAACCCGUCUCCGGCCAUAAGUGGAUGGACGAUGACAAAAACGACAUUAUAUUCGUCACCACCUUCUUCUGCUGGCAUGUGGCUUUCAUUGCCGUUUUCAUGACCUGGAUCUACGGCUUCUCGUUUUGGUGGUAUUGUUACGUUUGUUGA